Trichoderma citrinoviride is the source of this 1347-nucleotide messenger RNA. RefSeq lists its product as hypothetical. The coding region runs from base 1 to 1347 and encodes 448 amino acids. NCBI's taxonomy places the organism in Eukaryota, Fungi, Ascomycota, Sordariomycetes, Hypocreales, Hypocreaceae. The record is from RefSeq and is a predicted model, not a curated record. The transcript has 3 exons.
AUGGCCUGGGCUGGUGCAAGCCUCGUCUCCUGUCCUGCAUGUGGUUUGUGCCUGUGCCUGGAAAAGUCCGCCCCAGUGCCUGGGUCUGGUCCCGUAGGUGCUGCGCCUGUGCUUGGUCCUGUCCAGCAGCUUCCUCGGCCCUCAGCCCCCUCAUUGCCCCCUUCGAGCCUCAAAAAACCAUCAGAUGCCCCCGUGAUGCGCUCUGCUCAUGACACGGAACACGAAGUAAUUACGAUUACUCCAUCCUCGGUGGUUGAUGCUGUCUGGCGGCUCUGUUGCCCCCUGUGCCGAGGACGCGCAGGUGGGGGACCAGGGGGCCGGCUCUGGGGAAUUUGGAGCGCCAGGGCGGCGGCUCACGGCGAGAGAUCCAUGGAUGCGCUGAGAGCUCGCCCGGUUAGGGGGGCUUGCAGGGCCUGGCCAGCGCUGCGGGGCCGCGAGCCGCCCCUGACGGCGCCCUACCAGUCCCUUCCAGUCCCUCCCAGACCUUUCAGGUUCCCAGACCCUGCCAGCUGCAGCGCAGUCCGAAUCGUCCCGGCCGACUCCAUCUCGACGUUCCGAUUCGAAGCCCUCGUUUUCGUGGCAUCCUAUGAUCUCUCCGCCCCCCGGGUCGUCCCCGUGAUUGCCUCUUUCGGGCACCUUGGCCACGGGCAGUGGUCGCCUCUGCAGGAACACACCCCUGACCGAGACAAGGCAGCCUGUCGGUUUUUUUUCCCUUCUCUGAUUCCCGGUGUGCUCUUCUCGGAUCAAAGGCAGCCAGCCUUUCACCCGGGCUUAUCCGACCGUUGCAGAGCAGGCAAGCAGAAAGGCUUGAGGCUGCCAUCAUGGGACCAAUUGCUCAUCUCGUAUGUUGCAAAUGGCCUGAGCGCAACGGAGCCGGCCAUUGUCGCAGCUCAACUGCAAUUUCACGCCGUUGAAGAUGCCGGCCCUCAAGGUUCUCUUUUUGUCUCUCUCGUCUCCCUCCACAAGCAUGUGCCGAGAGUGUGUGUCUCCUCUGCUGCUGCGACUCGAGCUCCGCGUUUGCGAUAUCCUUGUUUGAUGCCACUCGACGUUGGUGGAACCGGACCAAAGGGGCUGCCGCUGGCCUUGAUGCUCACCGCCUGCAUCUGCGUUGCGUUUUGCAAUUUGCAGGUGCAGAUGCAGAAGCAGAUGAGAUGCAACCACUCGGUCGCCAUGACGCAGUUUCUUGUCCAUCUGCUCGCUCAGCCACUUGACCGGCAGCCGUUUCGCAUGACACCGCAGGUAUUCGCCCUCGUCCUCCCCGACGGCGAUUUGACGGGCGUCGGCGGCCCAGCAGCAACGCCUAUCAUGAUUGUGGCCGUCUGCUUGCAGCGAUUUGUCGCCCCUUGA